AUGCUCGAAACCUCUCGGCGAAAGACGUUGGAUUGGAUGAAUAGUCGAUACAUUUACGGGAAAAUUCCAUUAUUACACACAGUCAUUCUCCUGAUCGAAUUCGCCAUGGUCGCGCGACUGAUAGCCAAGUUCAAUUCGUACUACAGUCAGAAGCCAUUGCUGACUACCAUGAUAACCAAUGCAAUCCUUGGUGGCAUCGCAGACUCGACUGCUCAGUUCAUCGCAGCAUACAGGACGCGCCAACUUGCGCUUCCGAUGAACGCCGACACACGAAAUUUCAUCUCGUCUGGAGUAGAGCUGGAAGAUUUGAACGAGAAGCCGGCCAGAUUCUCGCCGGCUCUUUCGCCUACCUACUCAGGCCCCCCUGCCUUCGAUUUCGAGCGACUCACUCGGUUCAUGUCGUACGGUUUCCUCAUGACACCGCUACAAUUCAAAUGGUACGGCCUGCUCAGCAAGUGGUUCCCAGUUACACCUCAGCGAGGCACCAUUCCGGCUCUUCAACGUGUGGCCAUGGAUCAGCUUCUCUUUGCUCCUUGCAGUUUGGCUGCCUUUUUCACCUUUAUGACGAUAGCUGAAGGAGGUGGAAAGAAGCACUUGAUCAAGAAGUUCCAGGACAUCUAUAUUCCGACGCUUAGAGCCAACUAUAUCCUUUGGCCAGCUGCUCAAAUUCUGAACUUUAGGGUUAUGCCAUUGCAGUUUCAGAUACCAUUUGUGAGCACUAUCGGUAUCGCCUGGACGGCAUACUUGAGUCUGAGCAACGCAACAGAGGAUGAGACGAUGGAUGUUUAA
Messenger RNA from Cyphellophora europaea CBS 101466, 789 nucleotides. RefSeq lists its product as uncharacterized. The transcript is spliced from 3 exons. The record is from RefSeq and is a predicted model, not a curated record. NCBI's taxonomy places the organism in Eukaryota, Fungi, Ascomycota, Eurotiomycetes, Chaetothyriales, Cyphellophoraceae. Gene Ontology annotation, cellular component: membrane; cytoplasm. The coding region runs from base 1 to 789 and encodes 262 amino acids.